AAUCGGAAACAGUGGAUCUGUUCAGUACCUAAGGAACAUUCUGAUACGCAUUAAUAUAUUAAUAACGCCACAUCAUUGUAGAUCUUUCUGGUCGUCAUAACUCUCAUAUUUCAAAUUUUAGUCAAGGAGAUACACUUGUUCGUAGUCUACAUAUGAACUGUUCUCAUCCGACAGUCAACAGUCAUUAUACUUUGGUCGAGGCCAUACGAGUCAUGUUACCUGACUAGUUACCGCCGUGAGGGUCACCAGUCAAACCUUCCAGUUGUACACAAUGCUCUAUGCCGCUGCUCUUGUGUUUUUCCAACAUGUGUUCAUCAUUGCCGCUGCUGCAAGUACAGGUCAAGUUGUUGUCGUCGUCACUGACUUCAGUGGCGGUAUCUACAAAUACACCAUGAACGGUGACGUCGCAACGCCGAUGGAGCCGUCAUUCCUUGAAACCAGCAAGAAGCCCUUACCCUUAGAUUACGACCCUCUCUAUCGGCAACUGUACUGGGUGAGACGGUCGACCAAGACGAUCAUGAAGGCAUCUUUGGACGGUAGCAACAAACAGACUUUUCUCAAAACGUCAGCAUCCAUCCGAGACAUCCCUAUCGACGCGGAAACCAGGCAGAUGUUUUACAUUGAUGAUACCACCAAUGCUAUUUAUUGCGUGAAUAUGACGACUAAGAGCGUCUCAAGAAUCAUAAAUACGAAAAGUGAUCCUCAUUCACUGGUGUUGGAUACGUCGCGAAGGCUCCUGUAUUGGACUGAUGUUGGGAAGGGAGAAAUUGAACAAGUUUCAUAUGAGGGAACCAACAGAAUGCUGCUAGCACGAACAGGACGCUGGCCGACGGGACUUGUUAUGGACCAAAAAGGUGACAAUCUGUUCUGGUGCGACGCACAAGCUACACAGAAAAACAUAAUGAAAAUGAACAUAAAACUGAAGAAGAUUACUGUCCUACUGCAGGGGGGAGACGUACUAUGACGCAGCAUUCUUUGAUGGAAAACUUUACAUCACUGCCCGAAGUGACAGGUCGCACUUCUUCACAUUGUCCGAACAAGGGGGCAACGAAAUAUCGCACAGCCUUCAUCGGACCAUGUCAGAGUGGAAAAGAAUAAAAGUCUUCCGAUAUUUUGAAUGUGACAAUGGCAGUUAUGGGAUCAACUGUAAUUCUACCUGCCGAAUGUGUGCUGGGAAGGAUGUCUGUGACCCAGCAAGUGGAUAUUGCCCAUCAGGAUGCCAGCCCGGGUGGAUAGGAGACAUGUGUGACACAGGUUGUGCUGAGGGUCAUUAUGGGGUCAACUGUAAUUCUACCUGCGGAAAGUGUGCUGAUGAGGAUGUCUGUGACCCAGCAAGUGGACAUUGCCCCUCAACAUGCCAGCCCGGGUGGACAGGAGAUAAAUGUGAUACAGAGUGUGGUGAUGGACAUCAUGGCUUGAACUGUACAUCUACAUGUGGUCGGUGUUUUGGUGAUAAUGUUUGUCACCAUGCUACUGGACAGUGUUUCUCUGGUUGUCAAGCUGGGUGGACAGGCGAGAGAUGUGACAUAGAAUGUUCUGGUGGCAGUGAUGGGUUUUCAUGUCCGCGCACCUGUUGCCGAUGCCUUGACCGAGAGCAAUGCUACCUGGCUUCAGGUCGUUGUGACACUGGAUGUGAAGCUGGCUGGACGGGGUCCAUGUGUGGCAAAGAAUGCUUCGAUGGGUAUUUUGGUGUCAACUGCAGUUCUACCUGUGCUAACUGUAAAGAUGGAACUGUCUGCAGCAAGGAGAACGGACACUGUCCAUCGGGUUGUCAGCCAGGCUGGACAGGUGACAGAUGUGAUAUGAGAUGUCCUAACGGCAGCUAUGGAGCUGGGUGUCAACAUACAUGUGGCCGAUGUCUGAACGGACAGCCAUGUGACAAGGCGACAGGUCGUUGUAUGGGCGGAUGUGAACUCGGCUGGACAGGAAACAUGUGCAACAAAGAGUGUAGCGCUGGGUAUUUUGGUCUCAACUGUAGUUCUACCUGUGGUAACUGUGAAGGUGGAACUGUCUGCAAGAAGGACUUUGGACAUUGUCCAUCAGGAUGUGAACCAGGAUGGACUGGUGACAGAUGUAACAAAAGAUGUCCUAACGGUAGCUAUGGAGCUGGGUGCCAACAUACAUGUGGCCGAUGUCUGAACGGACAGCCAUGCGACAUGGCGACAGGUCGUUGUAUGGGCGGAUGUGAACCCGGCUGGACAGGAAACAUGUGCGACAAAGAAUGUAGCGACGGUAACUUUGGAGUCGCUGUAGUUCCACCUGUGUUAACUGUAAAUAUGAAACCAUCUGUAACAAGCAGAAUGGUCAUUGUCCAUCGGGGUGUGAGAAAGGUUGGACAGGUGACAGAUGUAACAAAGUGUAGCGCUGGGUAUUUUGGUCUCGACUGUAGUUCUACCUGUGGUAACUGUGAAGGUGGAACUGUCUGCAAGAAGGACUUUGGACAUUGUCCAUCAGGAUGUGAACCAGGAUGGACUGGUGACAGAUGUAACAAAAGAUGUCCUAACGGCAGCUAUGGAGCUGGGUGUCAACAUACAUGUGGCCGAUGUCUGAACGGACAGACCUGCGACAAGGCGACAGGUCGUUGUAUGGGCGGAUGUGAACCCGGCUGGACAGGAAACAUGUGCAACAAAGCAUGUGACGAUGGGUAUUUUGGUAUCAGCUGCGGUUCUACCUGUGCUAACUGUAAAGAUGGACAAAUCUGUUACGAAGUGAACGGACAUUGUCCAUCAGGGUGUGAGCCUGGCUGGACUGGUGACAGAUGUGACAAAGAAUGCCCGUUUCUAAGCUAUGGAGUUGAAUGUAAAUUGUCAUGCGGUCGAUGCUUGAACAAAGAAUCCUGUGACAAGAGAACUGGAGCGUGCAGAACUGGGUGCAUGUCGGGAUGGACUGGACUCAAAUGUGACACAGAGUGCAUGGAUGGUCUGUACGGCAAGGAAUGUAAGUCCUCAUGUACCAACUGUCUGAAUGAUACUACUUGCGAAAAGGAAACCGGCCAUUGUCCAAUAGGCUGCAAGGAAGGAUGGAUUGGAGACAGAUGUGACAGAGAAUGUCCAGCUCGCACUUAUGGAGCUGAAUGUCAGAUGCCAUGUGGAAGGUGCUUGGGUGGAGAAUCAUGUGACAAAAUUACCGGGACCUGCAUGGGAGGAUGUGACGCUGGGUGGACUGGGCCCAAAUGUGAUCAAGAAUGUGCCCCUGGUCAUUUCGGUGAUAACUGUGACUCCACCUGCACGCAAUGCAAAGGGCAUCGUUGUGAGGCAACACAGGGAUACUGCCUGGAUGGAUGUCUACCCGGCUGGACGGGCAUUCAUUGUACAGCUGAAUGUCCAGAUGGCACGUAUGGUGACGGAUGUCUCUCAAAGUGUGGCAGGUGCGUGACCAACACCUCGUGUGACCCCGUGACUGGUCAGUGUGGUGCUGGCUGCCUACCAGGCUGGAAAGGGGAGAUGUGUCGUGAAGGGUGUCCUGUAGGUAGGUAUGGAGAUGGUUGCACAUCAUCCUGCAACAAGUGUCAGUCUGGACAAUGUGACACGGUAGAUGGCACCUGCCGGCUGCAAGCUAACAUGACGGGUGAAACAGGACCAUCUAUGUUAGUGUUCCUGUUGAUUGGAGCAUGUGUUCUGCUGAUGAUUUUACUGCUCAUAACUUCGGGAAUUGCAUGUGUGUUUCGAAGACGCCUGAACCGACUUUCUACAAAACCGAUGGAUGGUCAAGCCAACGGUUACUUCAUGGAGAACGAGGGAUAUAGACCAUAUUCCCCAUCACCAAGCAGCAACACUGAAGCAUUCCUGUUCAACCCUAUGUACAACACAGGCUUAGAUGUUAUGCCUCCAGCUUCCAGUGAAAACCAACAAAGUCUCCUGGACACGGACGUUCCUACCAGUUGAGCAGUUGUUGCUCCACACAGGAGCUCAAUGCAGGAGAGGAAUGACUAUAAUAGCAUUAGAGGAGGCAACCCACCUUCGUGACAAAGUGGCAUCACUGAUAAAUCAUAGUAUACUAAUAGUUGGUCGAUAUAGUAUCGGAAAUAAUAUUCCAACUAGAGACAAUUAACAACUUUAAACCUACAUUCAUGGCCAAGUGCCAGGGACUCUUGUAGUCUUUUAGUAAUAUGGAUGAAGAGGUUCAAUGAACGAUUUUCUAAAUUUGUAUCUUAUGAUCAUUUAUUUUCUCUUCAAGACUAAAUCGAACUUUGAUGACUGAUGUAAAUAGUAACCGAUGUUUGUGUUAAGCGUUAUCGCCGUUGGAUAUCAAUGUGUAGAUUGUUGUUUCGUCGAUCUUGUCUGUGAAUAUUUUCAUCACUUAAUCCUGUUGUAGCAAUAUGUAUAUAACCACGUUAUGACAUUAGACUUCAUAUAGACUUCAUGUAUUGUAGGCUUCAACCAAAACUCCUGGGGACCACCCAGCCGCACAUAAAUAGGUGUAUUACCCUUCUGACUAAUGCUGAUAUAAAAAUCAGAGUGUCGGUUUUGUAACUUCCGGCCUGAAUGGCCUCCAUUUGCUGAAAGUUUCUUAUGUUGAAUUAAACCACAAAGGGACAAUAAAAACGAUAGACUGCAGACUGAGAGGAAAAGACCAACACUGCGUUGUACAAGAAAUCUGUAAGAGGCGGUGCUGUGAAAUACAACUCCUCGAAUACGAUUGGGAGCAGGGCUAAUUGACAAGCAAUAUGUACAAUUAUAAGCAAUUAAUCAAGAAAUUGAUCGGAAAGUUGAUGUGGAUGCGCAAUCUAAAAUGACAAUAGUGAUGUUACCGAGGAUAUAUUGAAUCUAGGGGGAGGUAAUUUGAACAGCACAUUAUGAAAUAAUUGAAUAAGUGAACUUUAUUGCAGGGUUAAGUACAGCUGGAGUCUAUGAUCUUUUGUCGAAUCAUAUUUGAAACUGCUAACAGAGCCUUGGCCAUGGUGGUAAAACAGCCGGCAACAACUACUCCAACCAGCUAUAGGCCAUGGAAGUAACAUGGGAUCAGCCAUGUAUGUUGUUAUAGUCCAUGAAACAGCUGAAUGAAAAUAAACAUUCAAAAUAUA
Messenger RNA from Haliotis rubra (blacklip abalone), 5023 nucleotides. Its product is annotated as multiple epidermal growth factor-like domains protein 10. Gene Ontology annotation, biological process: cell communication. The coding region runs from base 1077 to 3884 and encodes 935 amino acids. Gene Ontology annotation, molecular function: scavenger receptor activity. The transcript is spliced from 26 exons. The record is from RefSeq and is a predicted model, not a curated record. NCBI's taxonomy places the organism in Eukaryota, Metazoa, Mollusca, Gastropoda, Lepetellida, Haliotidae. Gene Ontology annotation, cellular component: membrane.